GGGGGUGGGGAUGCUGCACAUCAGGAUUAAUAACCUUGCCAUAAUCCCGGGCACCCUGCAAACAGACACCUCUUCUGACUGACCCGCUCCCGGCUUGAUGAAUCUGUCUGGGGGAGAGGAUUCUACCUAGUCCUGGGGGCUCCCCUGAUUUUGAAUGUUCUUUUGAUCCUACACCGAUCUGGGAAGGUAACAGUGAGCUGUACCAUCUGCAGCACACAGCGGCUAUUACUGACAGUUUUCAUCACACUGGCCUGUGUGUGUGUGUGAGUGUGGGUGUCUGCUUUUGCAAGAAAGAGAACGUACGAGUGUCGGCGAGUGUGUGUGUUCCGGUGACAAACGAAGCAGGUAUAUCGCACAAUAGGAGAUUUCAAUCGCAUGAACAUAUUCUCUGGGUUACUUGGGCUUACGCUACAGAGCCCCAGCCUUCAUCACCCCCAUCCUUCCCCACUCCCCCUUCCUCUUUUUUGCCUUUGAUGAGUUUUUGGCUUACUUUUUGGUGGAGUCUCUCGGACACGUUUUUUGCUUGUGCUUGGAGGAUUAGAUAAAUGGAAUCUUUGAAAACUGAUUCUUUUUCUCCUAUGUGACUUAAAAAAAAAAAAGAGUAGUGCAAGACAAGCUAGAGGAUUUUAAAUUCUGCUUGGUGAACUUUGAGGAUCCAUAGGAAGAAAUGGUUCUCUGUAUUGUGGAGCUGCAAGAUCCCACAGUAAGAGUAGGGCCAAAUAAGCUGGAACAGCUGACAGACUGAAUGCAUGAGUGACUCAAAGAGCAGAGAUAGCCCAUGCAUACUAACAAUAUGGAAACAUCCUGAAACUACUUUGGAGUGUCAGUAUAUUCACUGCAUUCAAGCUUUACAGACAUGAAAACUGGUCCAUGGACGGACUAUUUGCUACAGGUAUAAAGGGAGCAUCAUCUUCAGAAACCCAGAGGCUUCCUUGACUUCUCUGGGUUUUCUCAGGAAGAUCAGGAUCUAUUAGAGAGAUUUUGAUAAGACAAUUUGAACUCCAAAAGGACCAACACCAGAUAAAUUAUGCAUGUUGAACAAGAUGACCUUACACCCACAGCAGAUAAUGAUAGGUCCUAGGGUUAACAGGGCCCUAUUUGACCCCCUGCUUGUGGUGCUGCUGGCUCUUCAACUUCUUGUGGUGGCUGGUCUGGUGCGGGCUCAAACCUGCCCUUCCGUCUGCUCCUGCAGCAACCAGUUCAGCAAGGUGAUUUGCGUUCGGAAAAAUCUACGUGAGGUUCCAGAUGGCAUCUCCACCAACACUCGGCUGCUGAACCUCCAUGAGAACCAAAUCCAGAUCAUCAAAGUGAACAGCUUCAAGCACUUGAGGCACCUGGAAAUUCUACAGUUGAGUAGGAAUCAUAUUAGAACCAUUGAAAUCGGGGCCUUCAAUGGUCUGGCGAACCUCAACACACUGGAACUCUUUGACAAUCGUCUUACUACCAUCCCAAAUGGAGCUUUUGUAUAUUUGUCUAAACUGAAGGAGCUCUGGUUGCGAAACAACCCCAUCGAAAGUAUCCCCUCUUAUGCUUUUAACAGAAUCCCUUCUUUGCGACGACUAGACUUGGGGGAAUUAAAAAGGCUUUCAUACAUCUCAGAAGGUGCCUUUGAAGGUCUCUCCAACUUGAGGUAUUUGAACCUUGCCAUGUGCAACCUCCGGGAAAUCCCUAACCUCACACCUCUCAUAAAACUAGAUGAGCUGGAUCUUUCUGGGAAUCAUUUGUCUGCUAUCAGGCCUGGCUCUUUCCAGGGACUGAUGCAUCUUCAAAAACUGUGGAUGAUACAGUCCCAGAUUCAAGUGAUUGAACGGAAUGCCUUUGAUAACCUUCAAUCACUAGUGGAGAUAAACCUGGCACACAACAAUCUAACAUUACUGCCUCAUGACCUCUUCACACCCUUGCAUCAUCUAGAGCGGAUACACUUACAUCACAACCCUUGGAACUGUAACUGUGACAUACUGUGGCUCAGCUGGUGGAUAAAGGAUAUGGCCCCCUCCAACACAGCUUGUUGUGCCCGGUGUAACACUCCUCCCAAUCUGAAAGGGAGGUACAUUGGGGAGCUUGACCAGAAUUAUUUCACAUGCUAUGCUCCCGUGAUUGUGGAGCCCCCAGCAGACCUCAAUGUCACUGAAGGCAUGGCAGCUGAGCUGAAAUGUCGGGCCUCCACGUCCCUGACCUCUGUAUCUUGGAUUACUCCGAACGGAACAGUCAUGACACAUGGCGCAUACAAAGUGCGGAUAGCUGUGCUCAGCGACGGCACAUUAAAUUUCACGAAUGUAACCGUGCAAGAUACAGGCAUGUACACGUGCCUGGUGAGUAAUUCUGUUGGAAAUACCACUGCUUCAGCCACCUUGAAUGUUACUGCAGCAACUACUACUCCCUUCUCUUACUUUUCAACCGUCACAGUAGAGACUAUGGAACCUUCUCAGGAUGAGGCACGGACCACAGAUAACAACGUGGGCCCCACUCCAGUGAUUGAUUGGGAGACCACCAAUGUGACCACCUCGCUUACACCACAGAGCACAAGGUCGACAGAAAAAACGUUCACCAUCCCAGUGACUGAUAUAAACAGUGGGAUUCCAGGAAUUGAUGAGGUCAUGAAGACUACAAAAAUCAUCAUUGGCUGUUUCGUGGCCAUCACGCUCAUGGCUGCAGUGAUGCUGGUCAUUUUCUACAAGAUGAGGAAGCAGCACCAUCGGCAAAACCAUCACGCCCCAACAAGGACUGUUGAAAUCAUUAAUGUGGAUGAUGAGAUCACAGGAGAUACACCUAUGGAAAGCCACCUGCCCAUGCCUGCUAUCGAGCAUGAGCAUCUAAAUCACUAUAACUCUUACAAAUCUCCCUUCAACCACACAACAACAGUUAACACAAUAAAUUCAAUACACAGUUCAGUGCAUGAACCGUUAUUGAUCCGUAUGAACUCUAAAGACAAUGUACAAGAGACUCAAAUCUAAAACAUUUACAAAGUUACAGAAAACAAACAAUAAAAAAAAGACAGUUUAUUAAAAA
Messenger RNA from Manis javanica (Malayan pangolin), 3009 nucleotides. The record is from RefSeq and is a predicted model, not a curated record. Lineage: Eukaryota; Metazoa; Chordata; Mammalia; Pholidota; Manidae.